This is a messenger RNA of Thyridium curvatum, 1902 nucleotides long. RefSeq lists its product as uncharacterized. The record is from RefSeq and is a predicted model, not a curated record. Bases 1 to 1902 code for a protein of 633 amino acids. Gene Ontology annotation, molecular function: protein kinase activity; ATP binding. The transcript has a single exon. Gene Ontology annotation, biological process: protein phosphorylation. NCBI's taxonomy places the organism in Eukaryota, Fungi, Ascomycota, Sordariomycetes, Thyridiales, Thyridiaceae.
AUGGCCCAAGCGACGAGCAGCGUGUUUGCCGACAUCGACGGCCACAUUCACGGCAGCGUCCAUGGUUUCUUUGAGAAGUUCUUUGACAGGCCGAGUUGGUCUUCCCGCGCUCAGGCCAUGGCUGCCACACUGCCGGACCCACCCCCCAGCCUAAUGGGCGUGGACGGCGGCGAGACUGGGGAAUUCCUCGCCUGGCUCCAACUACACCACGGCGGCGCUGCUGCUGCUGCUGCUGCCGGCGCGGCGGUGCUAGAUGCUGAUGUGGAUUCUGAUGCACCGACGGUUCCAUCCGUCUGGUACGCCCCGCCCUCUCCCAAGUCCGAGUCCACGGCGCCCACUCCACCUUUGCCGCCACUUUUCUACCUACAGCCAGCCCAGGCCGGCAACGAUUUUUCUUGGUCAAGCGUCCAGGCUGUUGGCCACCUAGAGCCCGGCCGUGGACAGUCCUCCUACUGGCCAGGCCUUCUCCGCCUUUCCAGCCAUGCAGCACGCGUGUUUGAGGCCCAGCCGGCACGUCUUUUCUUGCAUGGGCUGUACGUGUGGGGACGCUGGGCCGAGCCGUGGGUGUUUGAUCGCGCUGGUAUCUAUGCCGGAACCCCCAUCGCAGUGGACAAGUCGCCGAGCCGUUUCAAAGCCGUGCUGGUCGGCUACACGCUGAUGAAUCGGGAGGAGCUCGGCCUCAAUCCCUGGCUCGUGCCCCAGUGGAUCGGCGCCACGUCCUGGGCAACGUUCCUAGCCAUGGAAACAGUUGAUGAUCGGGGUGAGGCGCGGAAUUUGCGCCUCCAGCUGCAGGAUGCGCCUAUGUCGUCGCGCAACAAUAUUGUGGGCGGCGGCACCGCCGCCUUCCGGGCCAAGACGGCCGGCGACACGGCAUGCAACGACGACUGCUGGGAUGUUGCUGUCAAGUUCAAGUGGCAGCCCUCUUCUUCCAGCGAGACUCAUGGCGGCGGGCCGGUCUGGCAACCAGAAGAAGUCAUGCUCCAGCGGGUACGGGAGAAAAACGUGUGGGGCGUCGUGCGUCUGAUCAGCCACAAGACAUUGGUAAAUGUCAAGGAUCUGCGUCGUGACCUCCACUUCGACACUCCGCGGAAGUUUGCCCCCUACGCUGGCGUCCAUGACGGCUCUGACGGCGAUGAUCCCCUGGCGAGAGGCGUCGUCGAUUUCACGAAGCCCGUCCGCCGAGACGACGAGGCCCAGCCGUACUCCGAUAUGGUGCUCUCUGUCGUGGCUGUGGCUCCACUCGGACGUCCCUUGCAGUCGUUUGCCUCUGCGCUCGAGCUGUUGGAGGCGCUGCGCGACGCCAUCCAAGGCCACCAUAAUUUCCUGCGCCAUGGCAUCCUACACCAGGACAUCUCCAUCUGGAAUGUGAUGAUCGCAGAGCGCCGUGGCCCGCUCGAACCCCGGGGCAUGCUCAUCGACCUCGACCUGGCCUCCCCACUCGAGGACAUUCUGCCGGACGGCCGGACCUGUGUCGGCGUACCCUUGUUCAUGGCCAUUGGCGUCCUUAUCCGAAAGCGCCACACCUACCGCCACGACCUCGAGUCCUUCCUCUACGUGGUCCUCUGGAUGGCCACAACCGGCCGCAGUGACGGGCUGCCGGACGCCUGCCGCAUGAAGCGGUGGACAGGAGACUGGGAUUACGACCAGCUCGCUGCGCGCAAGAAGCGCGAUAUGGAGCCUGGUCCGUUUGAGGCGUUCCUUGCCGACUUCGACACCGAGUUCCGCGGCGACGACUUCCAGGACCUCGCCCGUGCGCUGCGAGCCAUACUCUUCCCCACGCUCGCUGAUGGCUCCGUGGACGUCGACACGCCGGGUGAGACGCCCGCAGACGCGGAUGCCGUGUAUCGCCGGGUACUCGGCGCAUUUGACGAGGCGAUCAGCCGUGCGAGUGCAAAAAUAUAG